AUGGGAAAUCAACAAGCAAAGAUACGACGAAGUGAGCUUUCUUAUUUGAGAUUUCGUGUGAGACCUUAUUCGAACGAAAUAGGAGCUUAUCGACGCCCUGCAAUUCCCCAGGAAGAUCUUUGGCUUGCACAACAUACAUUUCGUCUGCGAAAUCAUUUGUAUACGCUACUUCAACGUCGUGGAGAAGGAAAAUUCGGUUCGAUUUGGUCAUGCGCAGAUGGAACAGGAAACUACGCUGCCGUGAAGAUUUUUCAUUUAAAUCGUUUACAACAACAGUUAACAACAACGGAGAUUAUGAAGUCAUUUCAAACAGAAAUCGAUUUGGUUUGUCGAAUUCGUGAAACGAAUGAUUGUGUCAUCAAUAUUCUCAGUUUCGACUACGAGGCACAUCGAAAUAUCGUUUUAAUUGCGAUGGAGUUAGGUGAUCGAUCAUUGACCGAAUAUGUUCGAACACUUCACGAAUUGAAUUCCAAACAGACCGAUAAUUUCAUUCCGCCGAAGGACAGAAAAGAAAUUUGGACUCAACUGGUUGACAUUUGUCAGAUUCUUUAUCAAUAUAAUAUAGUUCACCGAGACUUAAAACCGGAUAGUUUCAUUUAUAUGGGGAAUAGGUUGAAAUUAACCGAUUUGGGAAUCACAACAAACGAUCUCUCUAAAUCAGCGUCUUGCUACACAGGUCGGCGACGUAUCACUGUCGGAACACGUUUUUAUAGUGGUCCAGAAUGCAUUACAGGUCAGUAUUUAGUCACCUUGAAGACAGAUAUCUGGUCAUUAGGGGCGAUUCUCUACUAUUUAACAUACGGUAUGCCGCCUAUCUAUGAAAGUCAUCAACCUCCAUCAGGUCGUUCACAAACGCCUUCGCUUUUAAUUGAAAAUAUUCUUGAAACGUGUUUGGUCAAAAAUCCCAAUCGUCGUCCAUCGCUGCAGUGGAUUCAGAAGCAUCCAUUUACAAAUACAAAUGCCGUAGCAUGA
Molecule: messenger RNA, 972 nt
Organism: Adineta ricciae
Lineage: Eukaryota; Metazoa; Rotifera; Eurotatoria; Adinetida; Adinetidae
Source: the annotation of a GenBank genome assembly